Molecule: messenger RNA, 3556 nt
Organism: Helianthus annuus (common sunflower)
Lineage: Eukaryota; Viridiplantae; Streptophyta; Magnoliopsida; Asterales; Asteraceae
Product: protease Do-like 7
Exons: 22
Coding region: 194-3307 (1037 amino acids)
Biological process (GO): proteolysis
Molecular function (GO): serine-type endopeptidase activity; protein binding
Source: RefSeq, a predicted model, not a curated record
AGAGUCUGAAGUGUAUAUCUCGUUGUCAAACCCCCCAAUCUCUCUCACUACCUUUUCCGUCACCGGAGAUUCAACUCCGGCCACCGUACUCCGCCUCACAACCACUACUUCCGUACAUACACUCACAAUCCUUCAACAACAGAUCGCCUUGUACACGCACGCACAACAGUUAAACAUCUCGAAACUUCGAAAGAUGACGUCAUCACCGGAGAAAUCAGGAUCAAAGGAUGAACUGUGUAUGGAGAUCGAUCCUCCGUUGGGAGAAAACCUAGCUACGGCGGAGGACUGGCGGAAGGCGCUACAAAAGGUGGUUCCGGCGGUGGUGGUGCUUCGAACAACCGCGUGUCGUGCGUUCGAUACCGAAUCAGCUGGUGCCAGCUACGCUACGGGGUUUGUUGUUGAUAAGAGGCGUGGAAUUAUAUUAACCAAUCGUCAUGUGGUUAAACCUGGUCCGGUGGUAGCUGAAGCUAUGUUUGUAAAUCGUGAAGAGGUUCCGGUUCAUCCAAUCUACCGAGAUCCGGUUCAUGAUUUUGGAUUCUUUCGUUAUGAUCCUGCUGCGGUGCAAUUUUUGAGCUAUGAGGAGAUUCCUCUUGCUCCAGAUGCUGCUUGUGUUGGCCUGGAAAUCAGAGUUGUUGGUAAUGAUAGUGGAGAGAAGGUCUCUAUUUUGGCUGGUACCCUUGCUCGUCUGGAUAGAGAUGCUCCACAUUAUAAAAAGGAUGGCUACAACGAUUUCAACACAUUCUACAUGCAGGCGGCUUCAGGUACAAAAGGUGGUUCAAGUGGUUCUCCAGUCAUUGAUUGGCAAGGACGAGCGGUUGCCUUGAAUGCCGGCAGCAAGUCUUCAAGCGCUUCAGCGUUUUUCCUACCAUUAGAACGAGUGGUUAGAGCUUUGAGUUUUCUGCAGAAGGGAAGAGAUUCUUUUCAACAUAAAUGGGAGGCUGUUACAAUUCUCCGUGGUACACUUCAGGCAACAUUUCUCCACAAAGGAUUUGAUGAGACUCGUCGCCUUGGUUUGCAAAGUGAAACAGAACAGUUGGUGCGCCAUGCAUCUCCACUAAGCGAAACUGGAAUGCUCGUGGUUGAUUCUGUAGUGCCAGGUGGGCCCGCUCAUAAACUGUUAGAGCCAGGUGACGUGCUGGUUCGCAUGAACAAAGAGGUAACUACUCAGUUUCUGAAAAUGGAGUCCCUACUCGAUGACAGUGUCGGCCAAAACGUUGAGUUAGAACUCGAACGAGGUGGCAAACCCUUUACUGUUCAACUGCCGGUUCAGGACUUACACUCGAUAACUCCAAACUACUUCUUGGAAGUCAGUGGUGCUGUGAUACACCCUCUAUCCUAUCAACAGGCUAGGAAUUUCCGCUUUCAAUGUGGUCUCGUUUACGUCUCGGAACCUGGUUAUAUGCUUUAUAGAGCUGGAGUUCCAAAGCAUGCCAUAAUAAAGAAGUUUGCAGGUGAAGAGAUUUCGCACCUUGAAGACUUCAUCAGGGUUCUAUCUACGCUUUCUAGAGGAGCUAGGGUUCCAUUGGAAUAUAUAAGCUACACCGAUCGUCAUAGAAGGAAGUCAGUUCUAGUUACUAUGGACCGACAUGAAUGGUAUGCCGCACCCGAGAUUUACGCUCGUGAUGACAAUUCUGGUCUCUGGAUAGGAAAACCAGCUUUGCAAGCUGUCAGUAAACAAUCGGUUAACGGUGUUAUAAGUAUGGAAACAAGUAGUAAAACCGAACGUGAUCAAGAUGAAUCUGAGUGUGGAAUAAAAAAGCGAAGAGUAACGGAAGAUGGACCAAAAGUUGACAACCAUGAAGAUCCAAGAUCUCAAGAAGAUGCAAUUUUGAGGGACCCACACGGUUCGGUUGCUGAGCGUGAGAUAGAGCCGACACUCGUCAUGUUUGAGGUUUUUGUACCGUCAUCGUGUAUGCUUGACGGGGUUCACUCACAACAUUUUUUUGGAACUGGGGUGAUCGUACAUCAUUCCGAAAACAUGGGGUUGGUUGCCGUCGAUAAAAACACCGUUGCGAUCUCAGCAUCCGACAUUAUGCUUUCCUUCGCUGCAUUUCCAGUGGAAAUUCCCGGCGAGGUCGUUUUUCUCCAUCCGGUUCACAACUAUGCUCUUGUUGCAUAUGAUCCUUCUGCACUUGGAGCUGCAGGGGCUUCUGCAGUGCGAGCAGCUCAGCUUCUUCCUGAACCUGCACUACGACGUGGUGAUUCCGUCUAUUUAGUGGGUUUAAGUAGGAGUUUACAGGCAACAUCAAGAAAAUCUGUUGUUACAAACCCAUUUGCUGCGUUAAACAUUAGCUCAGCUGAUUCUCCACGGUACAGAGCAACCAACAUGGAAGUAAUCGAGCUUGACACUGAUUUUGGGAGCAGUUUUUCAGGAGUGCUAACCGAUGAGCAAGGAAGAGUUAAAGCCAUAUGGGGAAGCUUUUCAACUCAGCUGAAAUAUGGGGGUAAUUCAUCUGAAGAUCAUCAGUUUGUGAGGGGUAUCCCUAUAUAUACAAUAACCCAAAUACUCGAAAAGAUUAUAUCCGGUGCAAAAGGACAACCGCUUCUCAUAAACGGCAUUAAACGACCGAUGCCUCUGGUUAGGAUUUUGGAGGUUGAGCUUUAUCCUACUUUGCUUUCAAAAGCUAGAAGUUUCGGACUAAGUGACCACUGGAUCCAAGUUCUAGUGAAACAAGAUCCGGUCAGACGUCAGGUUUUACGGGUCAAAGGUUGUCUAGCAGGGUCUAAAGCUGAAAAUCUAUUAACACAAGGUGAUAUGGUGUUGGCUAUUAACAAGAAGCCCGUUACAUGUUUUCGUGAUGUUGAAGACGCGUGUCAAGCCUUGGAUCUGUGUGAUGACAUGGAAGCCAAACUUGAGCUGACCGUGUUUCGUCAGGGGCUCGAGAUUGAUGUUCUUGUCGGAACUGAUGUGAGAGAUGGAAAUGGAACAACGCGUGUUAUCAAUUGGUGUGGGUGUUUUUUACAGGAUCCGCACCCAGCGGUUCGUGCUCUCGGGUUUUUGCCUGAUGAGGGUCAUGGUGUUUACGUCACAAGGUGGUCUCAUGGGAGUCCGGUGCAUAGAUACGGUCUAUACGCUCUUCAAUGGAUUGUAGAAGUUAACGGGAAACCAACUCCCAAUUUGGAAGCAUUUGUUAAUGUAACAAAGGAAAUAGAAAAUGGGGAAUUCGUUCGAAUAAAAACGGUGCACCUCAAUGGGAAACCACGCGUGUUAACAUUGAAACAGGACUUGCACUACUGGCCUACCUGGGAACUGAGGUUUGAUCCUGACACUGCGAUGUGGCAACGGAAAAUAAUUAAAUCGUUAUGAGUCGGAGAAGUGGUAUACAUACAGAAGUGAUCAAGAUUAUUGGUGUAUAUCAUAAUUUUGUAUUAGAUUUUGAGCUGAUACAAAUUAUUUAUACAAUAACCAAUAUCUGUUCCUGAAAUUUGGUGGCUAGAGUUAGAAUUUUCUAAGAAUUUACUUUCGGUUAUAUCGUUUACAUUGGAUGUUAUAGUUGGUAUAAACCUGUAAUGCAUUGGCUAUAUGUUAAGAUAUUCAUGCUUCAUUUCUAUAGGA